ACAGAUUCCCAGGAACCCUCAGCUGAACUGAGCUGCUGUGUGACUGUGUGCAGCAGCAUUUUUCACAGAGCUCACACUGCAGCUGUGCUCUUAUGUAAAACGUAGACACACACAACGGAUCCUCUCCUGUUCAGACUUAUGGAAGCUCUAAAACCUUCAGUAACUGAAAUCAGUUUUUAAUGGUUGAAAUACUUUCCUUUUUCCCUCAUUUCAGUUGGGACCCACUGUCAGUGCGUAAUGGUUGCCCGGGCAGAAUCCAUUUUACAUCAUGAGGAACCUCAAAGUUCAUGCUACCCACAGCCUUUGCCUCCAGCCUGGAACGCUGCUCAGGACCUCAAUUCCAUCACCACCAACUUACAGUAUCUGCAGACCUCAGGUUGGUAUUGGGGCUCUAUGUCAGCAAGCCAAGCUCGGGAAGUUCUUCAAUCCAGGUCUGAAGGAACAUUCCUGGUUCGGGACAGCAGCCACCCUCAGUACAUGCUAGCCCUGUCAGUGAAAACACGCUGUGGACCCACCAGUGUGCGGAUAGAGUACAACAGGGGCUGCUUCUGGCUAGACUCCACAUCCCCUCACCUGCCUAAGCUACAAGCUUUCCCAAAUGUUCCAAGCCUCAUCCAACACUACACCACCUCAAGGCAGACACCGCAGGACCUGGAAUCAGUCCAGCCAACAAUUAAGCCGGACCUGAUGCAGCAUGCACCUAAAGACAGCGGAGUCCCUCUCAAACUGCUACGUCCAUUGCUCAACAUCAAGGGUUUUCCUUCUUUGCAGCACCUGGCACGCCUUGCCAUCAACAAACACACAAACUGCACCGACCAACUGCCCCUCCCAAAGACUCUGCUGCACUACCUACAGAACUACCCUUUCUUCAUAUGAAGAUGGCAGCCUUGUGGACCCAGAAGUGGCAGAGAUACAUGGACAUGGUUGGGAUUAUUCUCCAUGGCAGCAUGCUGUGAAUAUGGAGCAGAGUCAGAUCCUGCAUCAACGCAGCAUAAGUCCUGGGGGGGAAACGGAGAUAGUCAAAAUACAAGAAGUCUCAAUGUUACCAAAUAUGACUGAACUCGGUCUUAGACCAACACAUCAGUUUGUCCUAAAAGUAAUUUUAUAUGUUUACCUACGCUUUUGUGAAGCGUGCACUGAAUCCUAUUAUUUUUUAUUCUUGGCUGUAAAAGUAAACCUGUGGAUUUACCGUAACAUGGUUUGCAAUGACCUAACUUUUAAAUAAUAAAGCAAAUUAUCAGAGCUUUUGAGUAUGAAAAUCUCCCAUCAUUUACAGAAGGUUAAAAAUGGAGACAUAUUUCCUACUUGUGUAAUGUUUAUAUUUAUUGUACUUUGUAUUGUACCGAGAAGGACAACAGAUUAAAAAAAAAUCACCUUUGUGGCUAAUUCUGGAAUGCUUUUUGAUAUGCAUUGCCCAUUCUAAACAGUGCAUAUAAUCAACAUAAUGUAGGAGAAACAGCAGUGUGACAAACUGUGGACCGAUAAAUAGUAUCCAAAAAAUACGGCAAUUUUACUAAGGUAGUUCUAAUUUGUUGACUUAGUUAGAGCUUACUUCUAAUGGAUACCAGAAAUUUGAAGGAAAAAAUAAAAAAAUUCUUUAAGAAAUUGAAAAUAGUGUGUUUUUCUACUCCUGCUUCUUGAAUAUACAUAAAUUUCUGUUCAUGUGUGACAUAAAGCUAUUAUAAAACACAUGUGAUUGUAACGUUCCGAAUGUGAAUUUGUUGCAGGUUAUUAGAGUGCAAAUGACUGUAAGUAAAUCAUCUUAUUUAAUUCUUUUAAAUGAAUGUAUGUGAAUAUAAAAAGAUUUAGAUCAUUUUGUUAUUAAAAAGGACCAGCAGCAAUUUUUAACUAUUUAAUAGUUUAUAUAUAGGAUGUGGGAUUUAUUCAUAUUAUUAUAUCUACAGGCUGAUAUGUUCCUUUUUUAUAAGGAUAGGAAAAACAACAGAGAUUUGUUCUCAUCUCAUCAAUGCCACUUUAAUUCUCAGAAGUUCAUCAUUGUUUAGAUUUCAGAGAAAGGAAAAAUAUUUUUCAUCUAUUUGAAUGGCUGACCACUUUACUGUUCAGAUGAAUGAAAGGCAUUAUUGUUUUCAUGGAAAUGCAUCUGAGUUGGCUUCCGCGAGCUAGAGCCAAGCAACACCGAGAAAGCCUCUUAUCAGGAUUAGAAUAAGAGCUGCAUGAAGCUAUUCAUUUGCUGCAGCACAGGCUGAGUUCAACAUCUCUUUCUAGUUCAGUUUAUCUUUAAUAACAGAGAAAAUCUUCUUAUACUGAGCAGAUAUUAUGUAAGAGCCUGCAUUUCCUGUGGUUGUUAUUAAUUUAAUGUAACUUUUCUUUCUUGCAGAUCUCCAGCAGUAAUGUUUGUAUACUGUAGUUAUGUAUCUGUUUUACUCUUGUUCAAUCUGCUGUGAAAGGCAAUCUCA
Cyprinodon tularosa is the source of this 2417-nucleotide messenger RNA. RefSeq names its product cytokine-inducible SH2-containing protein-like. The transcript has 3 exons. Gene Ontology annotation, biological process: intracellular signal transduction; phosphatidylinositol phosphate biosynthetic process. Gene Ontology annotation, molecular function: 1-phosphatidylinositol-3-kinase regulator activity. NCBI's taxonomy places the organism in Eukaryota, Metazoa, Chordata, Actinopteri, Cyprinodontiformes, Cyprinodontidae. Gene Ontology annotation, cellular component: phosphatidylinositol 3-kinase complex. Bases 238 to 876 code for a protein of 212 amino acids. The record is from RefSeq and is a predicted model, not a curated record.